AUGGAUUACUGGAAGCAAUAUAUCAACAGCAUCCUGGUGGAUAGGAUCAUCGAGGAUGUGGCUCUCGUGGACCUCUCUUACAAGUGCGUUUGGGCAGCCAAGCCAGGAGGACUCCUUGCAGCCAUCUCACCUCAAGAAGUGGGCUUGAUCACAGGCCAGGAUCGGAAGAUGUUCCUGCUAAUGGGAAUCACCAUAGCUGGCAAAAAGUGCAGUGUGAUUCGUGACAACCUGCUGGUGGAUGAAGACAAUGUGAUGGAUGUCAGAAGCAAAGGCAAUGACAGCAGAUCCAUUUGUAUUGGUAAAACCCCCAGAGCCCUGAUCUUCCUCAUGGGCAAGAAGGGAGUCCACGGAGGAGUCCUCAACCAGAAGGUCCAUGAUAUGAUUGUGGACAUGAAAGUGUGA
This is a messenger RNA of Melopsittacus undulatus (budgerigar), 402 nucleotides long. It is a transcript of the gene PFN3, whose product is annotated as profilin 3. Gene Ontology annotation, biological process: actin cytoskeleton organization; regulation of actin filament polymerization; positive regulation of actin filament bundle assembly. The record is from RefSeq and is a predicted model, not a curated record. NCBI's taxonomy places the organism in Eukaryota, Metazoa, Chordata, Aves, Psittaciformes, Psittaculidae. Gene Ontology annotation, molecular function: actin binding. Bases 1 to 402 code for a protein of 133 amino acids. Gene Ontology annotation, cellular component: cytoplasm. The transcript has a single exon.